Molecule: messenger RNA, 1285 nt
Organism: Engraulis encrasicolus (European anchovy)
Lineage: Eukaryota; Metazoa; Chordata; Actinopteri; Clupeiformes; Engraulidae
Product: inositol monophosphatase 1-like
Exons: 8
Coding region: 85-738 (217 amino acids)
Biological process (GO): signal transduction; inositol metabolic process; phosphatidylinositol phosphate biosynthetic process
Molecular function (GO): inositol monophosphate 1-phosphatase activity
Source: RefSeq, a predicted model, not a curated record
GAGUGGACGCAAGAAGAAGAAGAAGAUAAACAUAGCCUACCUACCCUUGCUGUUUAAUUUCUAUCAGCUGACCAUAAAAGCAUAAUGGAUGAUCCAUGGAUGGAGUGUAUGGAUCACUGCAUUGCUGUGACUCAAGAGGCCGGAAAGAUGAUUCGCGAGGCGCUGCAGAAGGAUAUCUCCAUCAAGCAGAAGAGCUCCCCAGUCGACCUUGUCACCGAGACGGACCAGAAAGUGGAGAACCUCAUCAUCUCCUCCAUCAGAGAAAAGUACCCCACGCACAGUUUCAUAGGUGAGGAGUCGGUAGCAGCCGGUGCGCCCAGCAUCUUAACAGACGACCCCACAUGGAUCAUCGACCCCAUCGACGGCACCACCAACUUUGUACACAGGUUUCCCUUUGUCUCCGUAUCCAUCGGCUUCACAGUCAACAAAGAGAUAGAGUUCGGCAUAGUCUACAGCUGUAUAGAGGAUAAGAUGUACACGGCUCGGAAAGGUAAAGGAGCCUUCUGCAACGGGGUCCCCAUCAAAGUGUCCGGACAAAAAGAUAUCAGCCAGUCUCUGGUGCUGACGGAGAUGGGUUUCAAGCCUGAUCCCAAGAUCUUCAGAGCCAUGAUGGCUAACAUGGAGUCCAUACUCACCAUCCCUGUGCAUGGGAUCCGUGCCCCUGGCAGUGCGGCGGUCAACAUGUGCCUGGUAGCCAGUGGGGCAGCUGAUGCCUACUACCACAUGUUAGAAUACUAGUUAUAAACAUAUUAAAAAUAGUUUUAUUGAUUAACCCGUUAAUGCACGGUGUACCUCCAGUGGCGCGCUGUAAUAGCCAUUGAAAGUAGAGAUGUCCGAUAUUGGCUUUUUUGCCGAUAUCCGAUAUGCCGAUAUUGUCCAACUCUCAAUUUUUGAUUCCGAUAUCGGCCGAUACCAAUGCCCAUAUAUGUGGGUUGUUUUUCCUCAUAACAAAUUUUAGGUAACAUUACAAAUCUGCUGUUGUGGAACAAAAUAUGCUUAAUUUUAUUGUAAUGCCCCACUAGAUGCAUUCUCGAAUGCAACAAAGAUGCAAAAAUCCGAUACCGACAUUGACCGAUAUUACAUUUUAUGCUAUUAUCGGGCCGAUAACAUCUGUGGGCCGAUAAUAUCGGACAUCUCUAAUUAAAAGGUUAAGUACCAUAGUACUACAAUACCAUGACAUAACACAGAGCCAGUAGUAAUGCACUAUGACUUGGUCAUUGCCACUCUGGUAACAACAAAUUUAUAACACUGCGUCUUAACGGGUUAAUGAUGAUUAUGAUUUUGA